Pantherophis guttatus is the source of this 2351-nucleotide messenger RNA. It is a transcript of the gene STMN2, whose product is annotated as stathmin 2. Gene Ontology annotation, biological process: microtubule depolymerization; regulation of microtubule polymerization or depolymerization; neuron projection development. The record is from RefSeq and is a predicted model, not a curated record. NCBI's taxonomy places the organism in Eukaryota, Metazoa, Chordata, Lepidosauria, Squamata, Colubridae. Gene Ontology annotation, molecular function: tubulin binding. Gene Ontology annotation, cellular component: neuron projection; growth cone; cytoplasm.
UGUGCUCAGCCCCGCUCUGCUGACUCAGUGCCUUAGUCUCCUCGCGCGCGCGCUCUCUCCACUGCUGUAGCUGGACCUCUUUGCCUUCGCAAGCUCGGAGCUUCUGUAGCACCUACAAUGGCUAAAACUGCAAUGGCUUAUAAAGAAAAGAUGAAGGAGCUGUCCAUGCUUUCUUUGAUCUGCUCCUGUUUUUACCCAGAAUCUCGCAACAUUAAUAUAUACACAUAUGAUGAUAUGGAAGUCAAACAUAUCAACAAACGUGCCUCUGGCCAAGCUUUUGAACUCAUCUUAAAGCCGCCAUCUCCUGUCUCGGAAGCACCCCGGACUAUAGCCUCUCCAAAGAAGAAAGAUGUGUCCCUUGGAGAGAUCCAGAAAAAGCUGGAAGCUGCAGAAGAAAGGAGAAGGUCCCAGGAGGCCCAGGUGCUGAAACAACUGGCAGAAAAGAGAGAACAUGAGCGAGAAGUCCUUCAGAAGGCCUUGGAGGAGAACAAUAACUUCAGCAAAAUGGCAGAGGAAAAACUGAUACUGAAAAUGGAACAGAUCAAAGAAAACCGUGAAGCUAACUUAGCUGCUCUUAUUGAACGUCUUCAGGAGAAGGAAAGGCAUGCUGCAGAGGUCCGCAGAAACAAGGAGCUUCAGGUGGAACUGUCUGGCUGAGCCCAGCAGUAGAGGGAGUCGGAUAACUCCCCUGCCUAUAUUAUUACAGAUCAUGAAAUAUUAGUAUAGGAAAUGUAUGACAUGGUUUAAAAAAAAAAAAAAAGAAUCAAGAACUCAAUAAAAACGAAACAAAAAAAAUUUAAAACAAUGCAGUCUUUGCAGAAUGAUUUGCUUGAUGUUUAAAAUUAAAACUUGGAUCUUAUUUUGUAAAUACUUACAUUUUUGUUAAAAAAUACAAGUAUUGCAUUAUGCAAGUUAUUUCAUAACCUUUACACGUCCUGUAACAGGCUUUUGAUGUCGUCUGUUUUCAUUCAGUUAAAUUUGUUAGAACUUUGCUAUGAAGUUCUUUGCAGCAAAAUCCAUGCCAAACUGUAUACUCGUUCUAACUGAAAGCCAAGUCAACAGAAGGUCUAUAUGGUGCUACUGUCGUGUCAUCACUUAAUAACAUGGAAAGCUUUGCAAUCAAUAAGCUUAAGUCAAUAAGCCAAUUACAGGUAGGCAUUCUUAUUUGAUUAAAUGGUCUAGACCAGUGUUUCUCAACCUUGGUAGCUUGAAGAUGGGUAGACUGGCUGGGGGAUUCUGGGAGUUGAAGUCCACCCAUCUUCAAGCUUCCAAGGUUGAGAAACACUGGUCUAGAAAAAUGAAGUCAUAGAACAUUAAGAAAUCAUAAUUUAUUUACAACCCCAAUGUUCUUCUAUAGAGAAAACAGAGCUGUGCUGUACAGAAACAAGCUCCAUGGGGUUCAGUGAAAUUGAAAUUAAGCAUCUAAAGGAGAAAGCCUUUAGAACACAUCAGGAUUUAUUGUGGCAUAAAACAGUAUUCAGUAAAGCUGCAUGUCUUAAGUUUAGAAGCAAAAAAAGAAUUUUCCCCAACAAGGAGGGAAAUCGAUAAUAGAUACUUUUAAAAGGCGUUGUAUGCAGUAGGGAGUGAACAGAUUCAGAUUCACUGCCAGAAAAAUUCAUGGAAUUUAUAGGUAUAAAAACUGCAGUCAGUUUCAUUUUCUUAGGCUCUAGUCCAAUGUUUUUCAACCCUGGAAAUUUUACAAUGUAUGGACAUCAACUCUCAGAAUUCCCCAGCCGGCAUUGCCGGCUGGAGAAUUCUGGGAGUUGGUCCACCUACAUUAAAGUUGCCGAGAUUGAGAAACACUGCGCUAGCCUUUCAAAACCUGGUGCACUUCUCUUGUGACAGCACUACAAUUCCUAGACUGCAGUUCCCGAAGUUUCAUAACCCCACAGUAUCUGAAGGAUAUCAGUUUGGGAAAUAGGCAUAUUGUCUUGUCUCCAGUUGCUAAAAUCUGUGAAGAGACCAAGAGCAUCUUUGCAGACAGAAUUCCAGCCUUAAGCUUUGUGAUUUCAUGACGCUGCAAGAUGUUCCGUGUGCUAUUUUUCAUCCCAAAUCAGUGAGCUGGUCUUAAUCCUACUAACUUCUGCUCUACAGUGUUAGUCUGUCCUGCCUACUUUUAAAACACUAUCUAAAUGAUGAGGGCUGAAGCGGUCAGGAUGACUAGCCAAGGUGCUUGUGUCAAAUAAUAUGACCAAUCUCAACACACAUAUUGUCUGAAACAGCUGCCAGCUUGAAGGUAUCCCAAACUCUCCUGGAAAUUGCUGCCUGCGUAUUCUACUCUUCAUUAGUGCUAUUUUCCUGUAUGUCAUUGUGAGCAAGCUGUGAUUAAUAAAGAAUUGGAGUUCUGUGAA